Molecule: messenger RNA, 1398 nt
Organism: Thamnophis elegans (Western terrestrial garter snake)
Lineage: Eukaryota; Metazoa; Chordata; Lepidosauria; Squamata; Natricidae
Gene: VSIG8
Product: V-set and immunoglobulin domain containing 8
Exons: 7
Coding region: 1-1398 (465 amino acids)
Cellular component (GO): intracellular anatomical structure
Source: RefSeq, a predicted model, not a curated record
AUGGCUGGAAUUCAAGCCCUGAGGUUCUUCCUUCUCUGCCUGGCACCGGCUCUUUCACCUGCUGUGAAGAUCAAUGCCAAAGGCCGGGAGGUCAUCUACCUGGCCAAGGGGGAGUCGGUGAAGUUGGGGUGUCCGUUUGAACUGGAACCCCAAGAUGAUGGCCCCAGUGACUUAGAUAUUGAGUGGACACAGAUGAAUGCUGAUCCCACCAAUUUGGACAAUGUGAUCUUGAGCUACCAAGGCCAACAAGUGAUACAUCCCGGAUACCCAUAUUUUCAUCCCAGGGGAGCGUCAGGAAGCCAAGAUGCCGUCCGUUUUAGUAAUCCGAGCGAAGACGGUCGCAUGUUUGGGUCGGCCAAUGAUUGCUGCAAUGGCUUACAACAGCGGGUCAACUUCGCGGUCCCGGAUCCGAGCAAGUACGACGCAUCCAUCAACCUCCAAAAUGUUCAGGUUUCCGACUCGGCCACCUACGAGUGCAAAGUGAAGAAGACUUCGGUGGCCACUCGUAAAGUGACUGUCAGGGUGCUCGAAAAGCCCUCCACGCCACAUUGUGCCAUCUCAGGCAAGGUUUUCCUCGGCAACGAAGUCACGCUCCGCUGUAGCUCUCAAGCCGGCAGCCCUCUGCUCAUGUACCGCUGGACCAAAUUGGCAGACUACCCCAUAGAGAGUGGGCUGCCCGCGAACACCAUGGCAGGUUCCAGUCCUGGGGAUUUGGUCAUUCACAAAGUAUCACCUAACCAUCUUGGGGUUUACCAGUGCAUCGUCUCCAACAAAGUUGGGUCAGCUCGCUGCACCUUGGAAGUCUCCCAUGAUUCCCCCCUCCUGACCAUCAUCGUGGGAGCGGUGCUGGGCUCCCUGCUUUUCCUGGUGCUCCUCAUCUGUCUCAUCGUCUGCCUUCUCCGCUGUUGCAAGAAGAAGAAGAAGAGGGAUUGCGGGAAGGAAUCCAGCCAAAUCAGAGUAGACACCGCUGCACCCCGUCCCAGACAGGAGAGCCGUAACAGCAGUUUACGAUCCGUUUUGGGGUACAUCCCCCAUAACAUCAACUUCAUGCAACGCCGGAAAUACGAGUCCCCCCGGGAACAAGAAGGGGUGGAGAUGGUCUCUGCGAGUCAAGACCCAGAGCCGAGUUCGAAUUCCUGCGCCUCGCCCCCAUCCAGUGGCCAUCCUUCCACGGUCACCACCAAGGCUCGGGUUCACUACGACCCCUGCGGACCUUCCUACAGCCACGGAAAAUCCUCCGCCUCGGCUUCUUCUAACCUUCCGUGCCAUGAGAGUCCGAAUUCAGAUUCUCCCACUUGUGACCGGGAGGCAACUCACGGAAAAAGGAGUCACCCGGGACAAUUUGGCGGUGUUCCCGUAAUGAUGCAGGCUAAAACCCGCGAAGGACUCGUCAUUUAA